Molecule: messenger RNA, 387 nt
Organism: Ailuropoda melanoleuca (giant panda)
Lineage: Eukaryota; Metazoa; Chordata; Mammalia; Carnivora; Ursidae
Product: small cysteine and glycine repeat-containing protein 6-like
Exons: 1
Coding region: 1-387 (128 amino acids)
Source: RefSeq, a predicted model, not a curated record
AUGGGGUGCUGUGGCUGUGGAAGUUGGGGCAGCGGCGGUGGCAGCGGCGGUGGCUACGGUGGUGGCGGCGGUGGCUGCGGGGGCGGCUGCGGGGGUGGCUGCGGUGGUGGUGGUGGCUGCGGCAGCUGCACCACCUGCAGGUGCUACCGGGUGGGCUGCUGCUCCGCCUGCUGUCCCUGCUGCUGCGGCUGCUGCGGGGGCUGCUGCAGUACCCCCGUGGUCUACUGCUGCCGCCGCUCCUGUGGCUGCGGCUCGUGUGGCUGCGGCUCGUGUGGCUGCGGCUCGUGUGGCUGCGGCUCGUGUGGCUGCAGCGGUGGGAAGGGCUGCUGCCAGCAGAAGUGCUGUUGCCAACAGAAGAGCUGCUGUAAGAAGCAAUGCUGCUGCUAG